Alternaria rosae is the source of this 1893-nucleotide messenger RNA. Its product is annotated as endopolygalacturonase. The record is from RefSeq and is a predicted model, not a curated record. Gene Ontology annotation, biological process: pectin catabolic process. Lineage: Eukaryota; Fungi; Ascomycota; Dothideomycetes; Pleosporales; Pleosporaceae. Bases 492 to 1631 code for a protein of 379 amino acids. The transcript has 3 exons. Gene Ontology annotation, cellular component: extracellular region. Gene Ontology annotation, molecular function: polygalacturonase activity.
AGUGGGCUGAAGCAGAGUCAAGCCUUUUAGUUUCCGUUCUUUCCGAGGCUUGUCACGCAGCUCUGGCUACGCAUUGACAUGUUCACGAGGGUACCUUCGAACGACAGGCUUGGAAAAGUGGAUAUCGGGCGGGUCCCACUCAUUGGAGGAUUUUCCGAAACAAAUCUCCCCUGGCCACACCCACGCACUGAACAAGCGUUGCUUCGAGCGACCGAGUCCCUCUCAUUUCUUCUUUCUUCUCUCCACUUAGUGGAGGAUUUCGAAACAAUCCCUCAUCUGUCAGUAUGGAGAAUCUUGAAUCGGGAAAUUAUGAUCCCGCCAAGUGUAGAUUCGAUGUAUGAGUAAUUGGAUGGUGACUAAGUGUCGUUUAUUUGUGUGUGUAUCAUUCAUUAGAAUUCGUAUAUAUGUGUGGCGUACCAAGCAUGUGGGCCAAGCAACCAAGCACUUCACUCGCUCUUUCAAGCUUUUCUUCAUACUAAGCAUCUUUCACAAUGGUCGCCUUACCUCUUGGUAUCUUCUUGACGUCGCUAGCGGCGUCUGCUGUGGCAGCUCCAGCCCCAGCAGUCACACCUGCACCCGAGCCCGAGGUCGUCAAACGUGCCUCCAGCUGCACCUUUUCGGGCUCGAACGGAGCUGCUGAGGCGUCCAAGUCGCAGUCAUCAUGUGCUACCAUGGUUCUCUCAGACGUUGCUGUUCCUUCAGGCACUACUUUGGACCUCUCCAGUCUGGCUGACGAUACCACUGUCGUCUUCGAGGGUACCACAACUUGGGGCUACAAGGAGUGGAAAGGGCCUCUUCUUGACAUUCGUGGAACCAGAAUCACUGUCAAGGGUGCUGAGGGGUCCGUUCUCGACGGUGACGGCGCUCGUUGGUGGGACGGUGAGGGUGGAAACGGCGGAAAGACAAAGCCCAAGUUCUUCUCCGCACACAAGCUCACCGAAUCCUCCAUCACCGGCAUUACUAUCAAGAACCCUCCCGUCCAGGUUGUCAGUAUCAACGGAUGUGACGGUCUCACCAUUACGGAUAUGACCAUCGAUGCUUCGGAAGGUGACAAGGACGAGCAAGGUCACAACACUGAUGGUUUUGAUAUUGGCUCCAGCAGCAAUGUCAUCAUUGAUGGCGCAAAGGUCUACAACCAGGAUGAUUGUGUUGCCGUGAACUCCGGUACCGAUAUCACCUUCAAGAACGGUCUCUGCUCUGGCGGACACGGUCUCUCCAUCGGCUCUGUCGGUGGUCGUGACGAUAACACGGUUGAUACAGUCACCUUCUCGAACUCCGAGAUUACCAAGUCAGUCAACGGCGUCCGCGUCAAGGCUCGCGCUGGUACUACCGGCAAGAUCAACAAGGUCACUUACGAGGAUAUCACCCUGUCUGAGAUCUCCAAGUAUGGCGUCCUCAUUGAACAGAACUACGAUGGUGGUGACCUACACGGCGACGCUGAUACUGGUGUUCCCAUCACCGGCUUGACCCUCGAUAACGUCACUGGCGACGUCUCCAGUAGUGGCUACGACGUUGUCGUUACCUGCGGCAAGGGCUCCUGCACUGGCUGGACGUGGACAGAUGUCUCCGUGACUGGCGGUAAGACUUACGAUAAGUGCUCCAACGUACCCAGCGUUACCAAGUGCUCGUAGAUGGUCGGUAUAGCCUUUGGUGAUGAUAGCUUGAGCCUACCUCAGCCAUGGUGAUGCACACUCCAUUCUCGGUUCAGACAUGUCGUCAGAGUUUCGCGGUCGUUCCUUUUGCUUCGCUGUAAAUAUCCUAUCCUCUUUUGCAUCUUCAGAAGACUGUAAUGGACUCUUAUCUCAGAAUCGUGUAUGCAAUACAUACUUUCCACCAACAUGUGCCUUUUUCGGAGUGACGUGGCGACCAUGCAGUGUCGGAUCUGCGAGAGUU